UUGUAAGUUCCUAAGCUCCUGUUGUUUAUUGUCGGCUGUUUACUUCUGUUUACUGCUGUUUGUUAUUAUAUUUUUGUUAAUCUUUUAUGUUUGUAGUUUGACAUGCUUUCAACUCUCGAAGCAUGUUCUAAACGACGAAUCAAUCAGCGAAUACCAAUAUCGAAGUUGGUUUGUGAAUUUGUUAUGCGAAGACCUUUUCCUUGACACAAACAAUGUUAUCGUAAGUUUUAUAUACUAUUUUUUAUUUUUUUAUAUAUGAAAUGGCUAAAAAUGAUAUAUUUCCAUAGUGGCGAAAUAGAAAACACCGACCGUAAAAAUCAAAAAGAUUUAUCUAAACUCCCAGAAGAUCGAAGACCUACGGGCUGGUUCCAUGACGGAAUAAUAAAGAUUAACAUAAAUGGCAAUAACUUACAGGUCGGUUUUCUUGAAGUAGUAGGUAACGCUAUUGUUAAAGAUCAUAAAAAAAUAAUUGGCGACCUACAAAAGAUAUUAAAAGGUAAGAAUUCAAAGCAUUUCUAUAUGUUAAAUACACGAGAACUCAUGAUACGCAAUUUUUUGAAUAGCAAUGCGCUUGUCAUUUUUUCGUUUAGAAGAGAAAAAGGAGUAGUUGACGAAAAAAAACUCCGGCAAAUGAUCGAAACGUUUGGAAUCCUAGUUGAUAGUAAGUAACAUUUUUUUUGCAUGUUUGUGAUCAUCAAACUAUAUACUAUAUACUUACUAAACUUCUUU
Messenger RNA from Rhizophagus irregularis DAOM 181602=DAOM 197198, 729 nucleotides. The record is from RefSeq and is a predicted model, not a curated record. Lineage: Eukaryota; Fungi; Glomeromycota; Glomeromycetes; Glomerales; Glomeraceae.